AUGGCGCAGCAGGCCAAUCCACAACUUGCUGAAGGUGCUCCGCCACCAAAUUUUCAUAUCGAUGCGUUCGACCGGAAGAAAAUUCGGUGGAAUAGAUGGGUAGAGAGGUUAGAAACGGCGUUUGCUAUUUACGGUAUCGGCACCGCCGAAUUGCGUCGUAAUUUUUUGCUACACUUGAUGGGACCGGACACCUACGAGAUUGCUUGCGAUAAAGUGGCUCCGCAAAGUCCACGUACAAUGACGUACCAAGCGAUUAUCGAUGUUUUGGAAGGACACUUUAAUCCGCAGCCUCUCGAAAUUAGCGAAAACUUCCGUUUCAAAUGUCGAAAACAGGGCGACAAAAAUGCCAGCUCGCCGGAUGAGACCAUCGACGAAUACCUCACUGCACUGAGGAGAAUUGCAGUGACAUGCAAUUUUGGUAAUUAUUUGGAGACCGCUUUGAGAAAUCAGCUCGUUUUUGGAAUGAAGAGUAACGACAUACGAGCACGACUGCUAGAGCGACGACAGUUGACACUGGCUGAUGCAAGAGAUGUCGCAGUAGGUAUGGAAUUGUCACUCAAAGGUGGAGCUGAAAUAGAAGGAGCCUAUGCCAAACAGGAAGUACAUGCUUUACAUAACCAACAAGGUAAGGCUAAAAAUAAGAAAGUGGGUGGAUCAAGCCAGUCUAGUGGCAAACCCGCUUCUGAUUUACAAUGCUACCGUUGCGGUGACAAAUCGCACGUAGCUAAAAAGUGCCGGCAUUUGAACACAGUGUGUUCUUAUUGCAAAAUUAAAGGCCAUCUAGAACGAGUGUGCAUGAAAAAAACUGCUGCGAAUAGAGGUGAAUCUAGCCGACAGGGUUCAAAACUAAGUACGGUGAAAGCCAGUCACAUUGACGUACGCGAAGGUCGUGAUGCCAAAAAGGCCAGUAGCGGUGACGUUAUAGUAGGAGAAAUAUGUACGGUUGACUCUCGACCAUCAGAUGCAAAAAUGUGGUUGCCAGUAAAUGUUUGCGGUGUGAGUCUUCGCUUCGAAGUCGACACAGGUAGUCCCGUUAGCAUAAUUAAUACCCAAUACUACGAUAAACACUUCCGGAAUAUUAAAUUGCGAAACAGUGACUUGAAUCUGGUUAGUUACUGCAACACAGAUAUACAAAUCAAGGGAGUGUUGGAUGCUGACGUGGAAUGGACAGUUCACGCGAUUAAUCCACUCAACAUUUCCAACGCCUUGAAUGAGCUUUUCGCAACGUAUACAAGAGUGUUCGACGAUUCGAUUGGAAAGAUUUCUUCAGUGCAAGCGCGCCUUACAUUGAAACCAAAUGCAACUCCGGUUUUCUUGCGAGCUCGAAAAGUUCCGUUCAAUUUAAAAAAUGCGAUUGACAAUGAGUUAGAUAACUUAAAAGUGGAUCAGCAUCCACUGCCAACAGUAGAUGAGUUGUUCGCGUCGUUGGCAGGAGGUGAUAAGUUCUCUAAAAUUGAUCUGGUACAAGCGUAUCUCCAACUUGAAGUGGCCCCAGAAGAUAGAGAGAUACUGACGUUAAAUACACACCGUGGGUUGUACCGACCGAAUCGUCUUAUGUACGGUAUCGCAUCCGCUCCUGCGAUUUGGCAACGCCAGAUUGAAAUCAUUUUACAAGGAAUUGACGGUGUAAGUGUGUUUUUGGAUGAUAUUAAAAUAACGGGCCCCAAUGACGUGGUUCAUUUGAGUCGGCUUGAAGAAGUCUUGCGUAGACUGGAUCAGUACAACAUUCGGGUUAAUAGAGCGAAGUGCGAAUUUUUGACGAACAAAAUUGAAUAUUGCGGAUAUCUGAUCGAUCGAGAAGGUAUUCAUAAGGUACAGAAAAAGAUGGAUGCCAUUCAGUUUAUGCCGCGACCGAAGAAUAAAGAUGAGGUGCGGUCGUUUGUCGGCUUCAUCAAUUACUACGGUCGCUUUUUCGAUAAUUUAAGUACCAUGCUUUACCCGCUGAACAAUUUGCUCAAAGAUACGGUCGAGUUUAAAUGGACAAAAGAAUGUGAGCAUUCGUUUUACACGGUCAAACAACAAAUGCAGUCGGACAGAUGCUUGGUGCAUUAUUCGCCAGAGUUACCCCUACUCCUGGCUACAGAUGCUUCACCUUACGGUGUAGGGGCUGUUUUAAGUCAUGUCUAUCCAGAUGGUUCCGAACGCCCAAUACAAUUCGCGUUACAGACGCUUAAUGCUACACAACAAAAGUACAUGCAAGUAGACAAGGAGGCUUACGCUAUUAUAUUCGGUGUAAAAAAGUACUUUCAAUAUUUGUACGGACGGAGAUUUAUACUGGUUACGGACAAUCAUGCGGUUACGAAGAUCUUUAGCGAACACAAGGGCCUUCCCGUGGUGUCUGCAUUGAGGAUGCAGCAUUAUGCUACUUAUUUACAAUCUUUUGAUUACGAGAUACGGUUCCGGAAGUCUACCGAUCACGCGAAUGCCGAUGCGAUGUCAAGAAUCCCAGUGAAGCUAUGUGGUUCAGAAAACAUUAUCGAGGAAUCGGACGUGGUAGAGAUGAACCAAAUCGAUACCCUUCCGGUGACAGCAGAGCAGUUGUCGCAAGCUACUAGUGAGGACAAAAAUAUUCAAACGUUGCUCCAAGGUCUGCGGUAUGGACAAGCAGUCGAUGGGAAAGAUCGGUUUGGCAUCGAUCAAACGGAAUUUACGAUUCAAAAUGGAUGCUUGUUGAGAGGAAUUCGCGUGUACGUUCCGGUUAAGCUUCGUGAGCGUGUUCUUGCAGAGCUCCAUUCUACCCAUUUCGGUAUAACGCGUACCAAAUCUCUUGCCCGAGGUGUCUGCUGGUGGAUGGGGAUAGAUCGGGAGAUCGAGGAACUGAUCUCAAACUGUGCGGAGUGUCAAUCCAUUCGAUCAGAGCCGACGAAAGUUUUACCUCACCCUUGGGAACCAGCAACUGAACCGUUCCAGAGGGUGCAUGCAGAUUUUGCCGGACCAUUUCAGGAUACUUAUUUCUUCAUAAUGGUCGAUGCUUAUACAAAAUGGCCCGAGAUUCGAGUGUGCAAAUCAAUCACAGCUGAGCAUACGGAGAGAAUGUGUCGGGAGAUUUUUAGCCGAUUCGGAAUUCCGGCCGUGUUCGUGAGUGAUCACGGAACCCAGUUUACGGCGGAAUCGUUUCAAAGAUUCUUGAAGCUCAACGGAAUAACACACAAGAUGGGUGCACCUUACCACCCCGCGACUAACGGUCAAGCCGAAAGGUACGUACAAACGUUUAAGCAGAAGCUCAAAGCAAUACGUUGUCCGAAAUCGAAACUAGAUGUCGAAAUUGCCAAUAUUCUAAUGACAUACCGAAAGAUGAUUCAUCCGUCAACCGGACGAUCACCCUCUAUGAUGGUGUUCGGGAGACAGAUUAAGUCCCGAUUGGACCUAAUGCUACCUACAAAUUCAGUGAGCAGACCAGCUAACCCCGUUAACCGAGUGUUCUUAGAUGGUGAUAAAGUGCGUGUCCGCGAUUUUCUGUCGGCAAACAAGUGGCAGUUCGGACAGGUCGUUUCAAAGCUGGGCAAAAUGCGAUAUUCGAUUCGCUUGGAUGACGGAAGGCUGUGGGAAAGGCAUGUGGAUCACAUGUGUGGCGUUGGAUCGAAUUUGGAUUCGUCAUCAAGAGCAGGUUCGAAAGAGAUGGCUCCAGAGUUUGCGACUCCUAUUGUAACAACAGCAUCCAGUGGCGACAACCGCAGUUGCGAGGUUCAACCGGUAGUUGGUACAUCCUUCACAUCAGAAUCUCAAGCACCCCCGCCUGUUCAACCCGUGGCGAACGGCGGUCAGCAAGCUGUAGUAUCGGAAGGCGCACGAAUGGGGAACGUUGAGCCAGUUCAACCACUGGUACGACUAGACAGGAUUAGUGCCGGGGACGAAGGAGUUGCUAUCGCUGUGAGGAGCAACGUCAAGCGUCGGCUACGGUCGAGUUUCCAGCUUAAGACUAUCGAAGCCAUCGGGAUUGAAGUCAAAACUUCACUCAGUCCAAUUAUCAUCAUCGCAGCAUACUGUCCCAAGCAAACCAACACCCGAGACGGUACCACUGCUCAACUACGAAACGAUCUGGCAAAACUGACUAGGCGGCGGGCAAAGUAUAUCAUUGCGGGAGACCUGAACGCUCGGUACGAAUGUCAUGGCCAGGAAUGUCAUCGUCCUGGCGGAAGACCUUGUGACCGGGCACUACAACAUCUUGGCAUAGGAGUGCUCUUCGGGAUUCUCCAGGUCCGGGGUUCACUCUGUGCCCAACAUGGCCAUUUCCGAGGUUCCAGUGGUGUUCGAGGAGCUAUUGUCGGACCACUAUCCGGUGGUACUGACCUUGGAACCACUCAUGCUCGGCGAAACUACCAUCGCGCCGACUGGGUCCGGUUCCAGCGUAUCGUCGACGAGAACACCACCAUCGACCACUGUUGGCCAUCCUCCAGCGUGCGAUUGCCGUAA
This is a messenger RNA of Wyeomyia smithii (pitcher-plant mosquito), 4413 nucleotides long. RefSeq lists its product as uncharacterized. The record is from RefSeq and is a predicted model, not a curated record. Gene Ontology annotation, biological process: DNA integration. Gene Ontology annotation, molecular function: nucleic acid binding; zinc ion binding. The transcript has 4 exons. Bases 1 to 4413 code for a protein of 1470 amino acids. Lineage: Eukaryota; Metazoa; Arthropoda; Insecta; Diptera; Culicidae.